Racocetra persica is the source of this 443-nucleotide messenger RNA. Lineage: Eukaryota; Fungi; Glomeromycota; Glomeromycetes; Diversisporales; Gigasporaceae. The record is from the annotation of a GenBank genome assembly.
AAAAAGAAAGACAAGUGCCAAUAUCCUAAUAAAGUAGAAUUAGCAAAGCAACAUGAAGUAGAUAAAAGAGAAACAUGGGUUAGUAACAUAGAAAAGCGUUUUGAAGCCUAUAAUAACCUUGAAUCUUUAGAUCAACAAAAAUUUCAAACUCAUCCGAUUCCUUCAGAGAAACGUAAGCCUCGUCAAUUAUCAAGAAUUAUAACUGAUCCAACAAAACUUGCUAUUAUUAGUGAUUAUAACAGAAGAAAUUAUCAUGUUUCUAACAAUAAUAAUAACUAUGAUAACAAUUAUUCAUUAUUUAAUCGUGAUAACAUUGACAUCGAAAAGUUGAUAGAAAUCAAAAAAUCCAUCGUUAAACAGGAAGUAACACCCAUGCAAGUUCCUCCAGAAAUUUGUUCAAAUUGCAAUAGUCCUAUUGAUGAGUUUGGAUAUUAUGCUAGAUG